Messenger RNA from Tarenaya hassleriana, 1794 nucleotides. Its product is annotated as cytokinin hydroxylase. The transcript has 4 exons. The record is from RefSeq and is a predicted model, not a curated record. Bases 53 to 1603 code for a protein of 516 amino acids. Gene Ontology annotation, molecular function: oxidoreductase activity, acting on paired donors, with incorporation or reduction of molecular oxygen; monooxygenase activity; iron ion binding. NCBI's taxonomy places the organism in Eukaryota, Viridiplantae, Streptophyta, Magnoliopsida, Brassicales, Cleomaceae.
AUCUUUUCUCUUUCAUAUAUUUUGUUUUAUUUACAAAAAAAAAAAAAGAGUCAUGUUGGUUGCGUUGUUGGUAUCGCUCGUCGUGAUAUUCGUGACCCUCAUGGUGAGAGUCCUAUACGACACCGUUUCUUGCUACUGGCUGACGCCGAGACGGAUAAGGAAGAUGAUGGCACGGCAAGGGGUCACCGGUCCGAGCCCACGGCCCCUCACCGGAAACAUCGUCGAGAUCGCCUCCAUGGUGUCUCGGUCGCUGGCCAAUGACUGCGACUCUAUCCAUCACGACAUCGUCGAUCGCCUUCUCCCUCAUUACGUGGCUUGGUCCAAACAAUACGGGAAGAGAUUCAUAGUGUGGAACGGGACGGAGCCAAGGCUAGUCCUGGCGGAGACGGAGAUGAUAAAGGAGCUGCUAACGAGACACAACGCCACGACGGGGAAGUCGUGGCUGCAGCAGCAGGGCGCCAAGAGCUUUAUAGGACGCGGCCUCCUCAUGGCCAACGGCGAUGACUGGCACCACCAGCGCCACCUCACCGCUCCCGCUUUCUCCGGCGACAGACUCAAGGGGUACGCGGGGCAUAUGGUUGAGUGCACGAGGAGGAUGAACGAGAGGAUGAGGAAGGAGGUCGGGGCAGGCGGCGGAGAGAUAGAGAUAGGGGAGGAGCUUCAUCGCCUCACGGCCGACAUCAUAUCGAAGACAAUGUUCGGCAGCAGCUACGACAAAGGCAAGCAGAUAUUCCAACUUCUCUAUACCCUCCAACGCCUCUGCGCUCAAGCCACUCGCCAUUUCUAUUUCCCCGGCAGCAGAUUUUUUCCGAGCAAGUACAACAGAGAGAUAAAAUCUCAGAAGAGAGAGGUAGAAGGUCUGCUGAUGGAGAUCAUACAGAGCAGACGAGACUGCGUGGAGAUUGGACGGAGCAGUUCGUACGGGAACGACCUCCUGGGGCUUCUGCUGGACGACAUGCACAAGAACAAGAGCAAGAACCACCUGAAUCUCCAGCUCAUAAUGGACGAAUGCAAGACUUUCUUUUUCGCCGGCCAUGAGACCACCGCCCUGCUCCUCACGUGGACCGCCAUGCUCCUCGCCGGAAAUCCUACGUGGCAGGACAAGGUCCGCGACGAAGUCCGCCAGGUUUGCGGCCCUGAUGGUGUCCCCUCCGUCGACCAUCUCCCUAAGCUCACCACGUUGAACGUGGUGAUAAACGAGUCUCUGAGACUCUAUCCGCCAGCAACUCUUCUGCCAAGAAUGGCGUUCGAGGACAUAAAGCUCGGCGAUUUGAUCAUCCCCAAGGGCUUGGCGAUUUGGAUUCCCGUCCUCGCGAUUCACCACAGCGAAGAAUUAUGGGGCAAAGACGCCAACGAGUUCAAUCCGGAGCGGUUUAUGACCAAAACGUUCGCGCCAGGCCGUCAUUUCUUACCGUUCGCGGCCGGUCCAAGGAACUGUAUCGGUCAGACGUACGCAAUGAUGGAGGCAAAAAUAAUACUGGCGAUGCUGAUCUCCAAGUUCAGCUUCACCAUUUCGGAGAAUUACAGGCAUGCUCCGGUCGUUGUGCUUACCAUAAAGCCUAAGCACGGCGUUCAAGUGAUAUUGAAGCCAUUGGACUCGUGAAGGGUUUUGUUACCAUAUGGAAGAGGAAAAGGAUAGGGGUUGCUGGAUCAUCCUUUUUUUUAGGGUUUUGGGUUUUCGGAAUUCCUGAGUAAAAUAAGGGAUCAUGGGGUCAAUUUUGUUAGGGGUAUAAUAAGACUAAAUUGUGUUAUUUUUUCCCCAAAAAAUGAUGAGUUUCCUUUUGGUUUGUGUUA